UUGUUCCUCAGUCUCAGGGAUCAACGGCUGAGAUGAAGCGGGAGGGAUGGCAGCACGGUAUGGUGAGGACCUACAGGAUUCUGCCUCCGCCGCUGAAUCCGAGGCCGGGGUUGAGACCGGUCAACUCGUUGACUUCUCCCCCAACUGCGGGGUUAUUUACCAAAGUGCCAUCCAAGCCGACCAACCACUCCAAGUUCACCGGCAAAUGUGGUCAGCCGAGGUGCCUUGACUGCCACUUGCGUCCGACCACCAAAGCCAAGGACAAGACCAAAGGCGAAUCAAAGCUGAGAUCGUACGACUCUGUCUCCACCUACAAGCUGCUCACAUGGCGGGUCGCCGGCGGGAGAUCAUCUCGUUUGAACUUCCCCGGUGUUUCCGCCACCGGAAUCCUCGAUCUCCUGUCGGAAGACAGGUGGGUGGAGAAUUACGAUAACGGAUAUGAUGAUGAAGACGGAGACGAAGCAAUGAAGAUUAACUGUGAUGCUGGUGAAAAUGAUUGCAAUGAUGAUGGGCCUCGUGGUGAUGAUGAUGAUGAUGAUGGCGAUGACGAGAAAACCAGAAUAAGCGACGUGGGUAUCGUGCUUGAUCACGUGGAAGAGACUGAAGAAGAAGGCUGGUGUUUGGUUGAAGAAAUGAUGAUUAUUGAUCUGUAAAUUCCAUGUUUCCCAAUGAUGUAUCAUGUGCAUGGAUCUGCAUUUCUUCUCUUUUAAAAUUUCUUGAACUGUCAGUCCAAUGAUUUCGAUUAUAAAACGUUAUCAUUCUAUGCAAAGUUUCCAGCUUUUUAUCCUGCGACUAAGCCAUUCCUGCAACUGCAAAUCAUAUAUUUCAAGGGGAAAUAGAUGCAUCACGAAAGAAAAGUGACUCGAUGAUACCUUCACUGAAUUAAUAUGAAGACGAAAACCUCCAAAAGGUUCAGAGGGUUUACAAGACGAUCGAUUCGUAUACACGAAAGAAACUUUCUUUAUCACCACCAACGUUUCCUAUGGCACGCUGAGACUCUCUCUGGGCGGGAAGAGCACAUCGGUGCCUUUUCUUACAAGUCUUCUUUUUAUAUAAAAGAACGCUAACA
This is a messenger RNA of Tarenaya hassleriana, 1069 nucleotides long. RefSeq lists its product as uncharacterized. The transcript has a single exon. Bases 33 to 653 code for a protein of 206 amino acids. Lineage: Eukaryota; Viridiplantae; Streptophyta; Magnoliopsida; Brassicales; Cleomaceae. The record is from RefSeq and is a predicted model, not a curated record.